AUGCCGCAGUUACUUGAUCUACCGACCGAGAUCUUCCAGCACAUCAUGGCCGUGCUGGUCAAGAAGCACGGAUUACCAGAAGCCUGGAAGGCCCGAGGAACAAGCCAGACGUUCCGCCGUUACAUUAUCUACGAGAUCCUCGCCAACCUCUCCCUCCACGACUACAACAGCACUCGUGUCGGCCGCGAGAUCCUGAAGAACUACCUUGCUGACUUCCUCUUCCUACGCAGCUCUACGCUCAACGGCUUCGUUCGCCAUCACGUGCCGGAGUUCAUUCGGGAUGUCAUGUUAGCGCUGGGUCCGUGGGUUACCGACGAUGAAGCCUCAACCUCACUUCGAAAAGCGCUGUGUGAGCUCUUUGUGCGCAAUCACCGCGACGCGCUGAGGGCUGUUACAACUGAUAUCAACAGCAUGGGCUCUCACUUACAGCAGACAAUCCUAUCGACUGAUAUCGGCAAUCAAGUUGCCGCAGCCGCCGCGACAGGCAGCGUUGCUGCGCUGAGGCAUUUCGCCAGCGCCAAGAGGCACAUGCUGUGGUCACUCUCACCUUCAUUUGGCUACCCGCUCGAAGUCGCUGUGUAUGCGCGCCAGACCGCUGUUGUUCAUGCAAUAGCGCAACAGGCAAUUACUAACCAGAGCCAGGAAUUUGCCGAGUCUUCCUACACCGAACACCUGUCAUUCCGCAAAGCGAUCUGCACUGCUAUCGAGCUAGGAGAGAACGAUAAGGUCGGCUAUCUCCUCAAGACGUACAACGAUGCAUUCGGUCCAGCAACUGAAGCCUGUAUGAGAGCCUGGUUGGACACAGCGAUCGUGUCGGACGAUGAACAUGCUCUCAAGCUGCUGCUGACCAUCCCCACACAGUCUGGUCUAUCGACCAUCUACGUCACCUUCGAACUGGCAUGCCAUCUCGCGAAGCCAGCUCUUCUUCACGUACUUUUCACUCCGCACGCAGACCGAACCACAUUGUCCAUCAAUCACAUCCAGGACAACACAUACCCCCUCUUCACCGCCCUCGAUAGCGCAGCAACACCACAGUCUGUCAUCUUCGUCAAAGAGCUGCUCAAGCUCGGCGCAGGUCCUAAUGGCCCUGCCUACCUGUCCGGUCUCGAUCGGCCUCUCCGGGCAGCGACCCGUUACGGCAACCGCGAUGUAGCCUGUGUGGCACUGCUUGAAGCUGGUGCGAAUCCAUAUCUGGUCGCUGGGUCUGGCUGGGUGAACAGCGUCAAGCGAAUGUAUGGUACAGAGACGGAGACGGGGAGGGCGUUUAGGAAGGCGCUGAUGGAAUGCGAGAAGCCAAGGGUGGCGGGGGAUGAAGACUUUCUUGUUGAGGUCAAGGAGGAGGUCAAGGAUGGACAGAGUGAUGGGGUUGACGAGAUGCUCAUGUACUUUUUCUUUUGA
Alternaria triticimaculans is the source of this 1398-nucleotide messenger RNA. RefSeq lists its product as uncharacterized. The record is from RefSeq and is a predicted model, not a curated record. The transcript has 2 exons. Lineage: Eukaryota; Fungi; Ascomycota; Dothideomycetes; Pleosporales; Pleosporaceae. Bases 1 to 1398 code for a protein of 465 amino acids.